UUGGCUGAGAUUGUGUCAACUAAUUGCUACCAUGUUGAAUUCCUUGGGGGGUGGUCUGACCCCCUCAGACCUUUGAAUAGUUCCGCCCCUGCAUGUCUAUAUAUACCUGCUCGAUAUAUAUACACAUCGAUCAUUUAUAACUAAUUAAUUAGUGCAAGUUGUUUCGAAGAUGAAGGUUUCCAGAAUUAGCCUGCAUCUGCAACUUUUGGGGUUGUUAUUGGCUUUGAAUGGCUUCCUCCUCCAUUGCCAAGCUUGGCCAGCUCGUUACACUUUUGUGGUGGAAAACACUCCAUACAAGAGACUCUGCAGCACAAAGAAUAUCUUGACUGUAAAUGGCCAGUUUCCGGGACCGACUUUGUAUGCUCACAAAGGAGACACUAUCAUCGUCGAUGUCUUUAACAAAGGCAAUCGUAACAUUACUCUCCACUGGCAUGGUGUUGCGCAACCAAGAUAUCCAUGGUCGGACGGACCAGAGUAUAUCACACAGUGCCCAAUUCAACCAGGGGCCAAAUUCACCCAAAAGAUCAUUUUCUCGGAGGAGGAAGGCACCCUUUGGUGGCAUGCUCACAGUGAGUGGGAUCGUGCCACAGUCCAUGGUCCCAUCAUCAUAUACCCCAACAAGAACAACAAAUACCCUUUUGCCAAGCCUCAUGCAGAAAUUCCAAUCAUAUUAGGAGAGUGGUGGAAGGUAGAUAUAGGGAAGCUUUAUACACAAACUAUUCAAUCCGGAGGGGACCCUAAUACUUCCGACGCUUACCUCAUCAAUGGUCAACCUGGCGAUCUGUAUCCAUGCUCUAAAUCAGAGACGUUCAAGUUGAUGGUUGAUUAUGGCAAAACCUACCUACUGAGACUAAUCAACUCCGGUGUGCAAGAGAUUCUGUUUUUCGCCAUCGCCAAUCACAAAGUUACAGUUGUAGGGACAGAUGCUAGCUACACCAAGCCUUUCACAACCGAUUAUGUCACCAUCUCACCUGGUCAAACCAUUGACCUUUUGCUCCAUGCUAAUCAGAGGCCUAACCACUAUUACAUGGCCGCUACAGCCUACGUUGGUGGCGCUGUUCCUUAUGAUAACACCACCACCACAGCCCUACUACAAUACACGAAUCGGGGUUACACCCCUUCUUCAACCCCUUUGUUUCCUAAUCUUCCUGCUCACAAUGACACUAGUGCAUCAGUUCAUUUUAGUGGUAGUCUCAGGAGCUUGGCUGAUAAAAACCACCCCAUUGACGUUCCACUAAAAAUUACAACUCCCUUGUUUUAUACCAUCUCCGUCAACACGUUCCAGUGCCCCAAUAAUUCAUGCGCCGGGCCUAAUGGGACGCGUCUGGCUGCUAGUAUAAACAACAUUAGCUUUGAGAGCCCUAGCAUUGACAUACUACAAGCUUACUAUUACCAUGUCAACGGGGUAUUUGGAACUCGGUUUCCAAGUUCCCCGCCUUUGCUUUUUAACUUUACAGCGCAGUACUUGCCGCAGUACCUUCAGACCCCGAAACAAAGGACAGAGGUGAAGGUACUGGAGUACAACGCGACAGUGGAGCUUGUGUUUCAGGGGACUAAUUUGGUGGCAGGGGAUGACCAUCCAAUGCAUCUUCAUGGUUACAGUUUCUAUGUGGUUGGAUUGGGGCUUGGGAACUUUGACAAGGAUAAGGACCCUUUGAAAUAUAAUCUUGUUGAUCCUCCUCUUCAAAACACCAUUGCUGUCCCUGUAAAUGGGUGGGCUACCAUCAGAUUCAAGGCUGAUAAUCCUGGAGUUUGGUUUAUGCAUUGCCAUCUGGAUAGGCAUAUGUCAUGGGGGAUGGAUACGACAUUCAUAGUGAAAAAUGGAAAGGGACCUGAAGCUCAAAUCUUACCUCCACCACCAGAUAUGCCACCUUGCUGAAUGCUGGCUCUCCACAAAUAUCUGAUACAAUUGAAUAAAAUUGGUCAUGCAACGUACAUGUUGUCUAUCUAUAUAUACAUCUAGUUAUUUGUUUAGCCUAAUAUGUUCCAAUAAGAGUAAUUAAGCAGAUAGUUAUUGCUAGAUAUACUUGUAAUGUUUUUUGUACUGUGUCCAGGAAAUGAAAGGAAGUUUGCAACUUUGCAUAA
Rosa rugosa (rugosa rose) is the source of this 2085-nucleotide messenger RNA. Its product is annotated as laccase-15-like. Gene Ontology annotation, molecular function: hydroquinone:oxygen oxidoreductase activity; copper ion binding. The coding region runs from base 170 to 1879 and encodes 569 amino acids. Gene Ontology annotation, biological process: lignin catabolic process. The record is from RefSeq and is a predicted model, not a curated record. The transcript has 5 exons. Gene Ontology annotation, cellular component: apoplast. Lineage: Eukaryota; Viridiplantae; Streptophyta; Magnoliopsida; Rosales; Rosaceae.